CAGAACCGGAAGGGCUCUUUCUUCAUUGUGUCUACCUUGAUGACCCUCAUGACAAGCCACUCAUUGAUGUAAGCAGUGCCUACGGCUUAAAUGAGCCUCGUUCAGGAGCAUUUCUUAGUUCACGUACGAACGGAGAGCAGACAGAGACGGGCUCUCCUCCUCCUCAUCCUCCUCCUCCUCCGUCCUGUCCCUCCAUCUCUUUCUCUCUCUCUCUCUCUCUCUGUCGGUCUCUAUCCAUCAUCCAUCCAUAUGCGUCUUUUGGAUACCUGCCUCUCAUAGAGCGCGUCAGCCUCCGUGGAUCAUCCAUCCUCCACAUGUCAUCCCCUGUGUAGUCCCGCUGGAGGCUGUAUUUAUAGCAAUGAUGCCCGGCUGAACGGCGCACAGCAGUGUUCAUCUUCCAGUGACGCGCAGCGGGAUCGCCGAGCGAACAAGAGCUUGGUGCUGCUUUGCUUCUUGGAGUGUGACUGUGCGUAAUGGAUUUACUGUUGUCAGAGAAAAGUUGGAUUUUGUGAAGAGCCCAGUGGACACCUUAAAAUGGACAGAAUAGGAGUGCGUUUUUAGAAAGGUGCUUUUGGCUUGGAAUCACACCGUGAGAGGAAAUGCACAGAGCGUGGAUACUCUUCUUUCUCAUAGAAGAGGGAUUUGCUCUGGCACAGAGAACUAAAGAUUCCCCAAGCGAUCUUGGCGGCCAGAGCCCUAACCAAAAUGACUGUGGCACGUGGGUCCGCAACAUCAAUGGCGGGGUGUUUACAUCGCCAAACUACCCCAACACCUACCCGCCCAACAAAGAGUGUGUUUACAUCCUGGAAGCCCUCCCUAGACAAAGGAUUCAGCUGGCAUUUGAUAAGAAUUACUACAUCGAGCCAUCAUUUGAGUGCCGCUUCGAUCACAUUGAAAUCCGUGAUGGGCCGUUUGGCUUUUCGCCACUCAUUGAUCGCUUCUGUGGGGGAAAGAACCCGGGCCUGGUUACGUCCACUGGACGCUUCAUGUGGAUCAAGUUCACCAGUGACGAGGAGCUGGAAGGCCUUGGCUUCCGCAUCAAGUACACCUUCAUUGCAGACCCUGAUUUCCAUCUGCACGUGGGCGGACUGCUAAACCCCAUCCCAGACUGUCAGUUUGAAAUCGGUGGAUGGGAUGGGAUUAUUCGUUCCAGUCAGGUGGAGGAGGAAGAGAGAGUGAAGCCUGGUGAUGCACUAGACUGUAUCUGGACUAUAAGGGCUCCUCCUCAGUCCAAGAUCUACCUGCGCUUCAUGGAGUACCAGAUGGAACACUCUAAUGAGUGCAAGAAGAACUUUGUGGCCGUGUAUGAUGGCAGCAGCGCCAUUGAAAAUCUCAAGGCCAAGUUCUGUAGCACCGUGGCCAAUGAUGUGAUGCUGGACAACGGUGUGGGAGUCAUACGAAUGUGGGCAGACGAAAAGAGCCGACUCAGCCGGUUCCGCAUGCUCUUCACCUCAUUUGUUGACCCCCCCUGUUCAGCCAAUACUUUCUUCUGCCACAGCAACAUGUGCAUUAACAACUCCCUGGUGUGCAAUGGGGUUCAGAACUGUGUCUACCCAUGGGAUGAAAAUCACUGCAAAGAGAAGCGAUCUAAGGGGCUUUUUCAUCAGAUCACUAAGACCCAUGGCACUGUCAUUGGUGUCUCAUCAGGAAUAGUUCUUGUUCUUCUUAUCAUCUCCAUCCUGGUCCAGAUGAAGCAGCCAAGGAAAAAGGUUGUAGCUCGCCGGCCUGGUGUCUUCAACAAGGCAGGCUUCCAGGAGGUCUUCGACCCACCCCACUAUGAGCUCUUCUCUCUUCGCGACAAGGAGAUAUCAUCAGAUUUAGCUGACCUGUCUGAGGAGCUGGACAGCUUCCACAAGCUGCGGCGCUCCUCCACCAUGUCCCGCUGUGUCCAUGAGCACCACUGUGGCUCGCAAGCCUCUGUGGCUACUGGUGGUGGCAGUAUGAAGCACAGCCGCACCACCCUGAGCUCCAUGGAGCUCUCCUACCACAACGACUUCUCUAAGCCACCACCCAUGAAGACUUUCAACUCCACAGCCAGUUACAAGAAGAGCUGCUAUGGCUACAAGCAGCACUCACAGACUCAUGACUGCGACCAACAGGUCAUUGAGGACCGUGUCACAGAGGAGAUCCCAUGUGAGAUAUAUGGCCGUGGAGGAGGCGGAGCAGGAGCCACAGGUGGAGUAGCAAUGGGAGGAGGAGCAGGAGGGGCAUCAGGAAUUGCAGGAGGAGGGAUUGGAGGAGCAGUAGGGAUAACAGGCGGAAUGGCAAUGGCAGGAGGAAUGGGUAUGGCGGGGCCUAGUGGCAUUGCUGGAGGUAUCGGCGGUGGGAUGGCAGGAGCCUGCGGAACCCUCAGUAUCCGCGGCAACAGCGCUCGUAACAGCACCACCAUAGUUGACCCACAACAGCGUUCCAUGUCCAUGGACUUUUAGAUGGUGAAGGGAGGAAGAAAAGAAGAGAGAGAAUACAGAAAGAGUUCACAUUUCACUCAUCAAAAGAAGAGGAGGAAGAAGAGAAGAAAGGCGAUUCACAAUAAUCAUAAAUUGAUCACUGCUCCCCUCCCUCCUCUGCCUUUGCUUUCAAAACCGUUUUAAAAGUAUUGCAGGUAUCACAUAAGGAUCUUCUCUCAAAGGCUCGUCUGCAGGUUUGGGAAAUUGGUAGAGAAGACUUAAGGAAUGAAAAGGAGGAAGAGAAAAAAAAACAAGAAAAUACUGGCUCUAUUCUUCAGGAUACUGAAGGGUGUAGAGUGAAGAGAGGGUGGAGACAUCUUGUCUCUCUUCCUAUCUUAUUUAAUCUCUCUUUUUCUGAAGACACAUGUAAUAAGAGGGUUCUCGCAUGCAGACCCAGACUUCUCUCUGUUUGGUAGCCUAGAAGACCAGGUAACCACUCAUGAACAGGGAGCGUAAAAGACAAAGAAAGAGACAUCCUAUUCUGAGUUUUUACAUUUACUCACCUGCCAUGCACAGAUAUAUGAUAUAUAGUGAGUCUUCUAAUAAUUUGAGUCUUUAUUUUUGUCAGUGUACUGUACUGUUAAAACCAGUAUAUAUCCAGCCUCAUGAUGAUGCUUGGCUUUUAACUCUUUAAUCUUUUUCAAAUGUUUCCCAGAUGAUUUUAUGAAGAUGACUUGUGUUGAUGAUGAGGUUGUUAAUGAAGUUGCUGUUGUUGAUGAUGAUCAGGAAUUUGAUGAUGACAAUGAUAAUUAUGUUAUAUUACUAUAAUAAUUGUGUAUUUUCAUUGUUACCUCACACACAGAGGGAACGCUCUAUUUACGGUAGUCUCUCCUCAGGAAGAGCACAUGAAGAGUGUGUCUUGUUUUGGUAAGAAAUUGAGGGAACAAAGUCUGAUUCAAGAUAUGGGUGAUAAUUUAUGGAAUGUGAAAUGUGUAUGGCCUGGACUGGAUCAAAAUAGUAACCAUCCCACUCCCAAACCUUACCCUUCCCAGGAGAAAAUGUAUUUUCUCAAUUUCCCUAUUAACUGAGUGUGUGAAACAAGCACAAUCUGUUUCCCUGAAGAGACAGACAUGUAGCCUAUAUGAGACUCAUUUAUGAUUUUAACCACUGGUUGUAUAAUUUCAUUCUGUUGAAUUAAAUGAGAGCU
Messenger RNA from Scatophagus argus, 3594 nucleotides. Its product is annotated as neuropilin and tolloid-like protein 2. The record is from RefSeq and is a predicted model, not a curated record. The transcript has 10 exons. The coding region runs from base 600 to 2429 and encodes 609 amino acids. NCBI's taxonomy places the organism in Eukaryota, Metazoa, Chordata, Actinopteri, Scatophagidae. Gene Ontology annotation, molecular function: protein binding.